AUGAGUCCCCUCCAAUUUCCGAUCGAUGCGAUCACGUCGCGAUUUGGCGACCGUUUUAACAGCGUUCGCUCCCAGUCAUUCAGUACGCGCUUUGCCAAUCUCCGACCAGUAUCCGAGUUCUUGGAUGUCAAGCGUAUCUCAAAGCCGGCCAACUUUGGCGAGGUUCAGAGCCGGGUGAAUUACAAUCUGUCAUAUUUCUCAAGCAACUAUGCCGCCGUCUUUGUGAUGCUUAGUAUCUACAGCUUGCUGACCAAUCCGGUCUUGCUCUUUGUCAUUAUCUUCGUGACAGGUGGUCUCUACGGAAUCGGCAAGCUUCAGGGCCGAGACCUGGAUUUGGGUGUUGCCCGCUUCAACACCUCCCAGCUGUACACCGGACUUUUACUUGUGGCGGUUCCUCUGGGCUUCUGGGCGUCACCCAUUGCUACUGUCCUCUGGCUGAUUGGAGCCACCGGCGUGGCCGUUUUUGGCCAUGCCGCUUUUAUGGAUAAACCUAUUGAGAAUGCUUUUUCCGAGGAGGCGGUCUAG
Aspergillus saccharolyticus JOP 1030-1 is the source of this 525-nucleotide messenger RNA. Its product is annotated as putative COPII vesicles protein Yip3. Gene Ontology annotation, cellular component: Golgi apparatus. Lineage: Eukaryota; Fungi; Ascomycota; Eurotiomycetes; Eurotiales; Aspergillaceae. The record is from RefSeq and is a predicted model, not a curated record. The transcript has a single exon. Bases 1 to 525 code for a protein of 174 amino acids.